CCACCCCUUCUCUUUCCCUCUCACUUCUUCCUCUGCCAGCGCGGCGCACUGCUCCCCCCACCCCUCCGCCGUCGCGCGAUAGUCAUCGCCAUGGCAUCCCCCGAUCCGGAGCACGAUCAACUCGCGCGCUCUGAGCCCCCAGAGGACGAGCCAGCAGCGCGGAACGAGGAGAAACCAGCGGAACCGACUCCCGUCAAGCGUGGGCGCGGGCGCCCCAAGGGCUCCAAAAACAAGAAGACCCUCGCCGCCCAGCAGACGGCGCCAGCGGCCGCGGGUUCGGCGAGCGGCGACGCCGCGUCCACUGGCGAGACUCCCAAGCGGAAACGCGGGCGUCCCAGGAAGAUCCCAGAGCCAGGCGAGCCCCCCGUGAAACGGCCGCGCGGUCGUCCGCCGAAGAACCCCAAGCCGGCGAGCGCAGCGAGCGCUGCUGCCAAACCGUCGACCAGCGUCGCCGAGGAUGGCGACGGGGACGACGACGACGAGGGCAACGAGUCAGAGGCGCCCGCGGGACCCAGCUCGGAGCCUGAGGCACCAAAGAGGAAGCGCGGUCGCCCUCGCAAGAACACAUGAAAUGCGGGCACGCCGAUGUCCCAUGUGCCUGGAGGCUAUCGAAUAUUUCUUGAACGCAACCGCUCAACGCGCGCCCCCCAUGGACCAUUACCGUCGAGUUGCCCCGCUCCCGUCCACGCUCACGACUCUGGCCACGACGUCCCGUCCUAUCUAUUGAGUUCUGUAUCGAUCUUACACCGCCCUUCAGAUGUUGUAUUGCACGUUCGAGAGAUCGCUUUGCCGCGCUCUAUGCCUUGCCAUCGCGCCCUUGUACAUACAUGACAGUUUUUUCUCUCUUCUCUGCGUAAAAUAUAAAGGAAGGCACUAGGAACAAGGGACCGGGAGGAAAAAGACCGUUUUCUAUC
Molecule: messenger RNA, 914 nt
Organism: Punctularia strigosozonata HHB-11173 SS5
Lineage: Eukaryota; Fungi; Basidiomycota; Agaricomycetes; Corticiales; Punctulariaceae
Exons: 3
Coding region: 91-570 (159 amino acids)
Biological process (GO): regulation of DNA-templated transcription
Cellular component (GO): chromatin; nucleus
Molecular function (GO): DNA binding
Source: RefSeq, a predicted model, not a curated record